Molecule: messenger RNA, 1800 nt
Organism: Adineta ricciae
Lineage: Eukaryota; Metazoa; Rotifera; Eurotatoria; Adinetida; Adinetidae
Source: the annotation of a GenBank genome assembly
AUGGAAUUUAAGAAACAUGGUUUUAAAGAUGAAAUUAUCGAUCAAUUCAUGGAAGACUUUCCUUCUAAAAGGAAUGCUGCUUGGUGGUAUUCUCGAUCCGUUACAUUCUACGACAUUCUGAAUCGAGCGUUCCGACAGCGAAACAUCAGAGUACUUCUGUUAUUCGGAUCUUUUCUUCAAAACUUACAUCAUAAACUAAGGGAACGACAACAACAACUAUCAGGCACCGCCAAGCCUGUUGUCACAGUCCAUCGUGGUCAAGUUUUAUCUUACAGAGAUCUCGAAAAAUUAAUAGUUGGCUGUUCGGUUCGAAGUAACGCUUUCUUCUCUACGUCAGCUGCUCGCCUCACAGCUAAUAAAUUUCUAGCGACUACGGCAGAUGCGGAAGAUCUCCGUCGUGUGAUAUUUUCAAUCGAAAUAGAUUAUCGAGAUCAAACCGCAGUCUUUGCAAACAUUGCAAAAUUUAGUUACUAUCCCAGAGAAAAAGAAACUUUAUUUAUGGCGAACACAAGAUUUGUUAUUCACAGUCGACAAGAGAAAGAUGCUUCACGUGACUCACCAUCGUGCUGGUUAAUAGAGCUAAAACUGCAGUCAGACAGCGAUAUACUACGAGACAGACAAUUGGAAACUGAAUCAAAAAGGAAAACUGUGAAGAAUUGCUUGAACGCACUCAGCGAUAUGUCAGAGAUGAUUGCUUCAUUCGAAGAUGCCGUCGUCUUUGAUAUUCUAAUGGAAAUUUAUCCAGAAGAAGCCAAAUGGAUUCAGGCUAUGAAAUUUUACGCUCUUGCUGAACUCGAAGCUCAGUGUUGCGAUGAUCCAAGAAACAAGAAAUACGAUUACUCAUCAGCACUCUCCUAUUAUGAGCAGGCUCUCGCAAUUUGGAGAGAGCAACUUGACAAUGACGAUGAUCUGAACUGUUCAUUUGAUAUUGCUGAAAAUUACUUUGCUAUAGCACAACUCUACGAAUGCGGACCACCAGAUUUAUCUAAUCUUUCAAUUGGUUAUUUAGUGGACGCCGUCAGCUCCUAUGAACUCGCUCUGGAGAAAUGCUCUACAAAGGAUUACGAAGCAAUAGAAAUUGUGUUUAAACUAUGUGGCAUUUGUCGAGAUUUAGCCAAAAUUGAUUCGGAAAAAUAUGGUUUAAAGUCAAUCGCAUAUCAACAACGUUGGAUAGAAUUAUUAACACAGCGCACAAUUCCACCGAAACCAAAAAGUUUGGCAGGACACUAUGAAGAUUUGGCAGAAAGAUACGCAACAAUUCAGCAUUACGAUGAUGUACUGAUUCAUUAUAAAAGAGCGCUCGAAGUUUAUUUAUCGAACAGUGUCGAAGAAGAUUUGUUCCAACGUAUGAUAGAUGUUUACAAAAAGAUUGCCAUCGUAUAUACACAUCACAAAGAUGAUUUCCAUUCGGCCUUACACUAUGAAUUACUGCGACAUACAUGUUAUUUGAAGCAUCUUAUGAAAUCUGAAAUUCCUUUAAACGGAUUUUAUCUGGGUUCUCUAGCAGACAGUCAUUCUUCUGUUGCUGAUUGUUACUUAAAUACAUGGCAGUAUAUUCCAGCUUACAAGCAUCUGCUCAAAGCGUUGGUAUUUAGUGAAGAAAGAAAAGAUUUCGUACUCAAAGAAGGUCGGCUAGUAUUUCGAGAAGGUCGCUUGAUUUAUGCAUCCGACGGACAACCAUUACGAGAACCUUGUCAACCUGACGAUAAGAAACUAGAAGACUGUGACUCCAAACUCAGGGAGCUAGAAGAGAAGCUUAAAAAUGUAGAAAAAAUGUUGGAAAACGAAUAUCAAUUUUAA